Molecule: messenger RNA, 2130 nt
Organism: Pogonomyrmex barbatus (red harvester ant)
Lineage: Eukaryota; Metazoa; Arthropoda; Insecta; Hymenoptera; Formicidae
Molecular function (GO): protein binding
Source: RefSeq, a predicted model, not a curated record
GCAGAAGAUGGCAUAUAAACAUUAUAUAAAAUUAAUAAUAGCGAGUAAAGCGUGUGGGUUGGCAGAUAGAAGGCAUCCUGUUUGAUAGGAAACACAUCAAAGUAUGUAGAUAACAGUUAACAAAAUCCAGUUUCCUUCGGACCAGUAUGCUGUUGUUGGUCUCAAGUAUCGUGCUCUAUUUCAAAAUCGUCAUUUGACGAAGCGAAGCAACAUGACAUUUGUUUUUUUAUUUCUCGUCGUCUUAUCUUUGAAUCAGUGUACGGGGCAAAUUAUCGAUAUCGGUGAUGUGUGGGAGACCAAAUGUCCACAGGGAUGUACUUGCGAGAUUCAAAAAUUUUCCGAUCUGCCCCUGCACCAAUGGGCUGAUACAAACAAAGACAAUGAUCAGAGUAUACCUUCCGAUGAUAUUGAUUUCAAUAUAAACGAUGAUCCGAUGAUUCACGAAUUAUUGAAAAUUGCAACAUGUGUGAUUGCUGACAAUUCUGAGAAAGAAAUUUUAACUAAACUUCCUUCAAAUAUACAGGUUUUGACAUUACUCGAAUCGGGUAGUGGGGACAUUGAUAUUCUUUUGCAAGCCACUACAUUCCAACGUUUCACCGAAUUGAUAUCGCUGGACAUUCAAGGGAUAGAUUAUAAUGAUCCCUCGGUGAAAGAGACGAAUAAUCAUACAAAAAGAGGAGGUGUUGUUCUCGCAUCUGAUGCGAUGUAUCCUUUAGGAUCUACUUUACUAUAUCUCAAUCUAGAACGGGUUAAAUUGUCGAAUUUGAAUCUACCAAAUAAGAACAAAGCAAACCUGGUGAUCAAGCCGAUGAAUUCGCAGAACACGGAAACGAUAUUGAUUGACGACAACCAAGCAUCUGUAAGCAAUACCAGUCAGUACAAAGGGCAUAGGCUCAUUUUUCUGAGCCAACAGAAUAACGAAGAUAAAGAAAUAUUGCCAUAUGAUUUGUAUAAGCAAGAAUUAGAAGGCUAUAGAGAAAAUGUUGAGCUUUUUGCCGCACUCGGUGUGUUAACACAUUUAAGAGUAUAUGAUUGCGCUUUGAAAGAUGUAUCUUGGCACAUGUUCGAUGGCCUCAAUAGCCUUCUUUAUCUCUCGCUGGAAAAGAAUAAUUUGAAAUUUAUUCCUGAAUUUUGUUUCUAUGGCACACCAAACUUGAGAUUACUCUCAUUGGCAAGCAAUGAAUUAUUGACACUGAAGAGCGUAGAUCUGGCAGGAUUGCUUAUGCUGGAACAUCUGAACUUAAGACAAAAUAAUUUAACAUUUCUUUCAGAGUUAUCAUUUCCACCUUUCCCAGCACUCGUAAGUGCUGAUUUUACAGACAAUCCUCUGGAUUCUAUUUUUCCAAGUACCUUUGAGAUAAUGAAUACGACGAUAAAAUUAUAUCUUGGAGGUAUGACAUCAAAACUGAAACUACAGAAGAAUUCCUUAUUAGGUCUACGUCGAGCUGAAAUAUUACACUUGUACAAUCUAGACAUACCUAUAUUAGAACGUUUUAUCUUGCAAGGACUGCCAUCGCUAACGCAUCUGAAAAUGCGAGGAAACAUUUCAAAUAUCGAUUUCGACGCAUUUGUUGAUCUUACUAAUUUGUUGGAUCUAGAUCUAAGUCAUUGCCAUAUUCAGAAAAUUUCUAUGGAUGCUUUCUAUGGUUUAGAGAAAGUUAGGAAAAUUGAUUUGUCAGAUAAUGAUCUUGAAUUUGUACCACCUGGUUUAUUCACUGCACAACAACAAAAGGAAUUGCGAGAAAUUAUACUUACAAAAAAUAAAUUAACUUCAUUACCUUUAGAUUUCUUCAAAAAUUUGAGAUUGCCAAAUAAACAAACGCAUGUACAAAAUAUAAGACUGGAUAACAAUCCUUGGGAUUGUACAUGUAUCAUGAUUAGCUGGAAUCCUAAUCUGGUAAAUAGAAAUAAAGAAACAGCUCCGCGCUGUUCAACACCUAAACGAUUACAAAAUUGGGGAAUCUUCUAUGCAUUACGCAAAGGUGGUUUACAAUGCAGAAAUCCGAAAAAAAUACAUUUUCGAAAAUUUCUGAAGACGAGAAGCUUUGAAGAAGAUAAUAAUAUCAGUUAGCUAAUCGCUCCUUUCAAAUUGUAUGUAUAUAUUAAUAUAUACACAGGAUUGUGAAAGAA